Menidia menidia (Atlantic silverside) is the source of this 706-nucleotide messenger RNA. Lineage: Eukaryota; Metazoa; Chordata; Actinopteri; Atheriniformes; Atherinopsidae. The record is from the annotation of a GenBank genome assembly.
ACGGUGGAGAACGACAGCGCGUCCACAGGCAGCGGAGCUCUGUUUCUGUUGGAAGAAAUGGCCUCUAAAAUGACUUCCAGACUCUGUGGGUUAACUUGCCAGAUCAGGUCCGGCCAGACCAACCUCCGAGCCCGGAGCUGUGACGGAGGUUUGACGGUGGAACAUGACCGGACGAACCGGCGCUUCACCGUGGCUCCAGGAGCGGGCUCCGGGGUCCAGGAGCAGGCCGUGCUGCUCUACAGAUUCACCGCAGAAAAGGAGGUGGACCUGAUGUCCACCUUUGUUCCGGAAACAUUUCGAGGCCAAGGUGUUGCAGCCCUGCUCUCCCAGGCCGCCAUGGACUUUUUGGUGGAGGAGAAGUUGAAGGCACGCAUUUCCUGCUGGUACAUAAAGAAAUACGUCGAAGAUCACCCCGAACAGCUUUACAAAGAGCUUGUUAUCACCUGACUGCUCACAUCCACCACACACCUGGCAGAGCUUUAAGUGUAGGGUUUUAAAAUCUGAUCUUAAUUUAAUCAGCUAAUGUUAGAAUGAAAUACACCAUUUAUAGUAAUUAAAUGUGUUUCAUUUGAGAUGUUUUAAGUCACAUGAAGAGAGAAAAUGUUUAUAUUCUUUCAGCUUGUGAUUUUUAAAACAAUGUAUAAUGUUUAUACGAUUUCAUAUCUGGAUUCUUUUGAUUCUUUUUUGAUAAUUUCAAUGAAUAAAA